Molecule: messenger RNA, 757 nt
Organism: Rubroshorea leprosula
Lineage: Eukaryota; Viridiplantae; Streptophyta; Magnoliopsida; Malvales; Dipterocarpaceae
Source: the annotation of a GenBank genome assembly
AAUGUAAAAGACGGCAACAGAAUGAUACCAGAAAAGUCGAGAACUGAGAAUUGCAUUUUAUGUCCUUUCUCAUUUGACCGGCCAGCUGGCCAGUUAAACUGGUCAGACCAUCUAAACCGAGAACUGGUGAGCCAACCAUUUAUAUUACCAGUUCGGAUUUCAAAACCAUGGUGGAGUUAGUAACUAUUAAUAAAGGUAAAAUAAAAAAAGAAAACUUUAGUGCUAUGUUAAAAAUUGAAAUUAACAAUCUCAAUUAUCUUUUUUAAAAAAAUGUUACAAGUAAAAUAGGUUGAUAGAAGUUUAAGAUUUUAUAUAACCAUUGUUAUGAAUUAUGAUUAUAUAUUAACAAGUUGUCAUUUAUUUUUUGGAACAAGAUGUAGUUUCGGAGUGGGAUUAGGAGGAGAAAGAAAGGUAUUCAGUCAUUGUCAAGUGUCAACAAAGAUGAAUUUUCAACAAGGGAACCAAAAGACUCAAAAUUCUCCGUCUUCCCUUAUCUAGAUGGAAUUUUCCAACGAGGGAACUAAAGGCUCAAAAGUAAAGAAAGGCAUUCAGUCAUUGUCAAGUGUCAACAAAGAUGAAUUUUCAAUAAGGGAACCAAAAGACUCAAAAUUCUCCGUCUUCCCUUAUCUAGAUGGAAUUUUCCAACAAGGGAACUAAAGACUCAAAAGUCUCCGUCUUCUCGUCUUAGAUGGAAUUUUCUAACCCCUGCACACCGGCACAGGUUUGCGAGCAUUAUAAAUAUAGUAUCAAAACCUAA